AUGGAUUCUCAGCUGGCUGAGGCUCGCGCUUUGGAAGCCGAGAUCACUUUGAGGCGGGCGUGCGUGGAGCCGCUGGCACCCGGGGAAGACACCUCCCGAGUUCAAAAAUCAUUUCAAGCAAUAUACCAAGCAGACUCUGAAGGAUGGGAAUUGUCAAAAGAUCUGAGAAGUCAUCUUGGACAUUUAGAAUCAGAACUUCAGUUUCUAAGUACGCUUACUGGCAUCAGUAUAAGACAUUACUCCAAGAAGACAGAGGACCUAAUGAGCACUGAGAUGACAGAAAAGAGUAUAAAGAAAGUUCUGCAGAGACACAGAUUAUCAGGAAAUUGCCACAUGAUUACAUUUCAACUUGAAUUUCAGCUUCUGGAAAUCCAGAAUAAGGAGAGUUUAUCUUCUGUUAUUACUGACCUCAGCAUAAUAAUGGAACCCACCGAAUAUUCAGAAUUAAGUGAAUUUGUGUCUAGAGCAGAAGAAAGAAGAGAUCUGUUUAUGUUUUUCCGAAGCCUACACUUCUUUGUGGAAUGGUGUGAAUAUCGUAAGUGCACAUUUAAACGUUUCAAGGAAAAGUACCCAGAGGCUGUGCACCUUUCAGAGGGGGCCUUGUCCAGCUGCAUGGGUAUCAGGAGCCCCAGUAGACCAGGGUUUGAACUAGUAAUCGUUUGGAGGAUUCAAAUAGAUGAAGAAGGGAAGGUUUUGCCAAAGCUGGAUCUUCUCAACAAAGUGCCGCUGCAAGCCCUGGAACUGGACAAGAACGGAGUCAUAGAAACUGCUCCUCUCAGCUUCCGAACCCUACUGGGUGUGCUGGGCAUUGAAGCCACUCUGGAAAGUCUGAUUAAAUCACUUCAUACAGAGACAAGCAACUAG
Messenger RNA from Mesoplodon densirostris (Blainville's beaked whale), 864 nucleotides. RefSeq names its product centromere protein P-like. Bases 1 to 864 code for a protein of 287 amino acids. Gene Ontology annotation, cellular component: chromosome, centromeric region; nucleus. The record is from RefSeq and is a predicted model, not a curated record. Gene Ontology annotation, biological process: CENP-A containing chromatin assembly. Lineage: Eukaryota; Metazoa; Chordata; Mammalia; Artiodactyla; Ziphiidae. The transcript has a single exon.